Molecule: messenger RNA, 1178 nt
Organism: Lipotes vexillifer (Yangtze River dolphin)
Lineage: Eukaryota; Metazoa; Chordata; Mammalia; Artiodactyla; Lipotidae
Gene: LYSMD3
Product: LysM domain containing 3
Exons: 2
Coding region: 4-921 (305 amino acids)
Biological process (GO): Golgi organization
Cellular component (GO): Golgi apparatus
Source: RefSeq, a predicted model, not a curated record
AUUAUGGCAGGGAGGCAUCAGAAUCGUAGUUUUCCUCUUCCAGGAGGUCAUUCAAGUGGUCAAGUACAUGCAUUUGGAAAUUGUACAGACAAUGAUAUGUUGGAGGAGGAUGCUGAAGUGUAUGAGCUUCGAUCCAGAGGAAAAGAAAAAAUCCGAAGAAGUACAUCAAAAGAUAGACUUGAUGACAUUAUAGUAUUAACAAAAGAUAUACAGGAAGGAGACACUUUAAAUGCAAUAGCCCUUCAGUACUGUUGUACGGUAGCAGAUAUCAAGAGGGUUAACAAUCUCAUCAGUGAUCAAGACUUUUUUGCCCUUAGGUCUAUCAAAAUUCCAGUAAAAAAGUUUAGUUCAUUGACUGAAACACUUUAUCCUCCAAAAGGAAGACAGACUUCACGUCCUUCAUCUGUUCAGUACCUUUCAGAACAACAGGAAGUUUUGUCAGCUAAUGAUUUCCUUUCUUCCAGUGAGUCAGCUGGUAGCUUUUUAAAAGAAGUAGACCGAGACAUAGAACAAAUAGUAAAAUGUACAGACACCAAAAGAGAGAACCUUAAUGAGGUGGUGUCUGCCUUGACAGCACAAGUACGUUUUGAACCUGAUAACAAAAACAUUCAACGUAAGGAUCCUUAUUAUGGAGCAGACUGGGGAAUAGGGUGGUGGACAGCUGUAGUGAUAAUGUUGAUAGUAGGCAUAAUAACGCCAGUAUUUUAUUUGCUGUAUUAUGAAAUUUUAGCUAAAGUGGAUGUUAGUCACCAUUCAACAGUGGAUUCUUCACAUUUGCAUUCAGGAGUCACACCCCCAUCACAGCAGAGCGAAAUGGAAAAUGAAAUUGCUCCAACUAAAGGAAUACCCUUUGUCCCACAAGAUGACCAUAAGCUUUAUAGUCAAUAUUCUCAGUUACCUGCUGCUCGACACAAAACAUAGCAGUUAGUUCAGUUACAGUGUUAGCGAUCACAUGUGUAUCUGGAAUUUGGUGGGUGAAUCAGUUAUAUUAAAUAACCACUUCAAAGGCAGAAUUUAGGGAGAUUGAAGAUGCUUUUUCACCUUUUUUUUGUUUGUUUUUUGGAGCCAUUUACAAAUGGAUUGAGUAUAAAAUCCCUACAGUUGCUAGUUGUUGAUACUGAAAGCAGUACAUCUGUAUAUCUGUUUUAUCAGUGCUUAAAGCAGAAAUGAAUUUAAAU